Molecule: messenger RNA, 2141 nt
Organism: Rhopilema esculentum
Lineage: Eukaryota; Metazoa; Cnidaria; Scyphozoa; Rhizostomeae; Rhizostomatidae
Source: RefSeq, a predicted model, not a curated record
UUUAAAUAUUCCAUCGAACGAAGGUGGGCUGUUUUGAUUUGUUAUCUGCAGUGGCAGUGAGGAAACAUUCGUGAAAGUUGGGUACCAUUUUGAUUGAAGUAGUAGCUGGGAAUAAGUAACAUGGAUUCGUCUGCUACAUCACCAAAGAAAGCGAAGAAGACAGCGGCGCCAAAGAAGCCUGCUGCACAUCCUGCGUACAAGGACAUGAUCGCGGAAGCAAUCAGAAAUUUGAAGGAGCGAAAUGGGUCAUCGCGACAGAAAAUUGCCAAGUAUUUGCAGUCUAAUUACAAAGGUCUUGGUGAUGAGAGUGCUCUGAAGAGAAACCUUAAGGCCUCUUUGAAAAAACUGGUCGCCUCUGGUUCUCUCAUCCAAACGAAAGGGGUAGGGGCUUCAGGAUCGUUCAAGCUGCCUGCCGCCGCCAAGAAGCCUGCAGCAGUGAAAAAGCCAGUAGCUGCAAAAAAGGUUGCGAAAAAGCCAGCAGCAGCGAAGAAGGUUGCUGCCAAAAAGACUGCCACUUCAGCCAAGAAAAGCCCUGCAAAGAAGAAGGCCUCGACACCAAAGAAAGCCAGUGGAGCCAACAAGUCACCAAAGAAGCCCAAGGCCAAAGUGGCAAAGAAGCCUAAAGUGGCUGCUGGUAAGAAGGCAUCGGCUGCUGUUAAGAGCAAACCCAAAAAGGCUGCCAGUGCCAGCAAGAAGACAGCAAAAUCACCGGCUGGGAAGAAAUCCAAGACUGGAAAGUCGAAGAAGUAGGAGUUGAAAAACGAAGUCAUGUUGCCACUUACCAUAUAAACAAACAGCUUUUUUAAAAGCUACCAAAUCGUCGGUCAUCGGUUCUGGAUUAGCCCUUUCGGCUGCAUUGAUAUCAUAAAAAUGACAUGUAGAGUUUUCAAAGCUGGUGGCCCACCAAGCCAGUGACAGUCAACUCAACCUUGUCUGCCACUUUGUUUUUUGUGAUGUUCUUUCCUGUAAUGAUUGUGAUGUUCUUGUAAUGAUUGGCACAAUAAUAAUAAUACCUUGUUAGGAAAAUGGCAUGAAAUAAUUCUGAAGUUCUAUGUUGGCUGUUAAAGCAAGCAAGCAUAAUAUUGCUAUUAGUUUGAUAGAAAUGAAAGAGCAAGCUUAACAGUUUUAUGGUUACAUUUCAAGCUUCUAUAUUUACGAUAUAGAUAGGAGGUUUCAGCAUCAUUUCAGCCAUUUUCAGCUAAUUUCAGGUUAUGCCAAGCACUCAUUAAAUUAUUUUGACUACACAAUUGCAAAUGCACACUCUCUUGAAAAUAAGCAAAAAAUGCAUUGAUAGAGUUAAUGAUAUAUUUUUGGUUGUAUUAUUAGGAACUGUCAAUUAUGCAAAUUGAAGUAGCAUUUCAUUUGCCAAUAUGCAUUCCCACUAUACCUCAAAACUGGUUUGACAGUAGGGGUGGGCUGCCUUUGAUGGGUUUUGAGAUUAAUAAACAGCAAGAGACAACUUUGGACAACACAUAGAUACAUAACCCUUGUGUAGUGAUGCUUAAGCUUGAAUAACCCUUACAAGAUAGGUAAUAAGAUUCAUCGUUUAAAAAGUCAGUAAAUUAUGUUGAGAACAAAAACUGCAAGAGCACUUGUAUUUGUCCCACACAGUCUAAAGCAUUUGGUAUUGUGAUAGAAAUUGCACUUUUGAAUUCAAACUAUAAAUAUCAAGACUGGAUUGACAGGAGGGGAUCUUCUUGGGCAAUGACCUUAAUGAUAAGCAUGUAAAAAAUUUAGUCCAUUCUCAUGAAGCCAAUUUUUGGUAGGUUGUGAAGUUGCUCUUUGGAGAAUCUUUUUUUACAAUCUAUUUACACAAUCAGAGUUUAUCAUGUGAAUACAAGCAUUAAGUUUUGUCGGCUAUGAUUGGCUAUGAGAGGUUGGCUAUGAUUUAACUGCAUAGGGAAUAUAUAUUAUAUAUUGUUUAUUUACUAUGACCCCAACAUUUUCAAUCAAUCUUAACAUUGGGUUAGCAGAAUCUGAAAACUUUUUGCACCAAUAAUGUAUACAUGCAUUAUUGUUUUGAGUGCAAUUUUAGCCUUCAUGCUAAUUUGUCUUGUUUGCCUAAAGUGUUGAUCAUGAGAAAAAAUUUGCAUUUUACAUUUACUUGAAUGUUAGUCUAGCAGUAUGAAAAUGUGGUAAGU